Molecule: messenger RNA, 1009 nt
Organism: Parus major (Great Tit)
Lineage: Eukaryota; Metazoa; Chordata; Aves; Passeriformes; Paridae
Gene: CLN6
Product: CLN6 transmembrane ER protein
Exons: 7
Source: RefSeq, a predicted model, not a curated record
GCUCCGGGCUCGCCGCCGCCCGCAGGGCCGCUCUACCCGGGCAGGCACGGCGGGACCAAGGCCGAGGACACCUCCAAGACGUCCCCGUUCCACCUGGACCUGUGGUUCUACUUCACCCUGCAGAACUGGGUGCUGGAUUUCGGGCGCCCCAUCGCCAUGAUCAUCUUCCCUCUGGAAUGGUUUCCUCUGAACAAACCCAGCGCUGGAGAUUAUUUCCACAUGGCUUACAACGUUAUCACCCCCUUCCUGCUGCUGAAGCUGAUCGAGCGCUCCCCCCGGACUCUCCCUCGCUCCAUGGUCCACGUCAGCAUCAUCACCUUCGUGAUGGGCGCCAGCAUCCACCUGGUGGGGGACUCGGUCAACCACCGGCUGAUCUUCAGCGGGUACCAGCACCACCUGUCCGUGCGCGAGAACCCCGUCAUCCGCAACCUGCGACCGCUGGCGCAGAUCGACUCCUUCGAGCUGCUCUACUACUACGACGAGUACCUGGGGCACUCCAUGUGGUACAUCCCGUUUUUCCUGAUCCUGUUCAUUUACUUCACCGGCUGCUUCACGCCGGCGGCGCGGCGGGGCCGGAUGCCCCUGGCUGCCCUGCUCCUGGUGGGGCCCAGCAGCCUCUACUACUGGUACCUGGUGACGGAGGGGCAGAUCUUCAUCCUUUACAUCUUCACCUUCUUCGCCAUGAUGGCGCUGGUGAUGCACCAGCGGCGGAAGGGGCUGGUGCUGGACAGCAAUGGGCUCUUCCUCUUCCUCUCCUUCAUCAUCACCCUGCUCCUCAUCGCCGCCUGGGUGGGCUGGCUCUGGAACGACAAAAUCCUGCGGAAGAAAUACCCCGGGGUGAUUUACAUCCCCGAGCCCUGGGCCUUCUACACCCUGCACAUGAACAACCUGCACCAGGGCACCUCCUGAGCCGGGCUCGGCCUUCCUGGGGCUGGGAAAGGGGAAAAAAGAGAUUUAGGGGGUUUUUUAAUGUAGAUCUGUGAGUUUCCAAUAAAUCCCUGAGAGGAGG